Pimephales promelas (fathead minnow) is the source of this 1316-nucleotide messenger RNA. RefSeq names its product haloacid dehalogenase-like hydrolase domain containing 3 (gene hdhd3). Lineage: Eukaryota; Metazoa; Chordata; Actinopteri; Cypriniformes; Leuciscidae. The record is from RefSeq and is a predicted model, not a curated record. Gene Ontology annotation, cellular component: nucleus.
AUAAUACGAUUUGGGACGUAAGUUACUAAUUCUAUUUUCGAAUAGUAUUUAGGAUGGAUAAUAUGCGAAUUGGGACGUAGUCAGAGUCAUAGUUCAGGUCAGUUCAAUUAGUUAUUUCCGUGUUUUAAAAGUGGAACCUUUGAUCGCUUGAUCAAAUCCUGUACGGACGUUUGUCAUGACGAACUCGUUCACAGGACGAUGGGGGAUUUUGCUUUUCUAGUCACCAGCGCCCCCUAGAGGGAAACUGUUUUUACCUCCCUAGUAAACCGUCUAUUUGCCUUUUUAUCUUUUUAGUCUAUGCUUUUUACAUUACUUUCUAGCACUACUUCUGUAGGUUGUGUGUGUAAUUCUAUCAAAGCGUUGUCAGACGGGUCAGUUUGGUGAUGCGAGUGCCAGUGCGUUGGGUAUUAUGGGAUGUGAAGGACACACUGUUAAAGGUCCGGCGCUCGGUUGGGGAGCAAUACUGCAGCGAAGCAGAUCGAGCAGGACUGAAGCUGCCAGCGGCUCAAGUCGAAACUGCUUUCAGACAAGCUUACCGGCAGCAAUCCACACUAUUUCCCAACUAUGGCAGAGCUCAGGGAAUGGACAGCCAGGUCUGGUGGACUGGACUAGUGAGGAGUACUUUCGCCCAGUGUGGGGUAGAUGACCCUACUCUACUAGACAAACUAGCCAACAACCUCUAUUACAACUUUUGUGGACCAGAAAACUGGGAGGUGUUUCCUGAUUCUAAUAGCACCCUGAAGUUCUGCAUGGCUUUGGGACUGAAGCAAGGAGUUGUUUCCAACUUUGACAAGCGUUUGGAAGGGAUCCUGAGGGGAUGUGGCCUUCUCACUCACUUCUCAUUUCUUCUGACCUCAGAAGAAGCUGGGGUUGCUAAGCCAAACUCUGCCAUUUUUACCCAGGCGCUGGUGCGAUGCGGUGUGCAGGCCUCCAGUGUAGUCCAUGUUGGGGACCAUUAUGUGAACGACUACUUGACCUCACGCUCAUUGGGUAUUCGAGGUUACCUGCUUGACAGACAAGAUUCUCAUGGGCACCUUGAUGUUCCCACACAACAUAGACUACGGAGCCUAGAUGAAUUACCAGCUCGAUUGCAGCAGGAUACAGACUGAUUGAUGUAAUGUUGCUGUAGGAUUAAACUAAUUUUUAAAUUGACAAUAUAUUUUGCAGUUGCCCAUUUCGUAUGAUGAAACAGAUGAUGUAAGCCUGAAUGUCAGAACAUGGAGAAAAAAGUUCCACUUUAAUUUUAAUAAAAUUAAAAAUAAUGCCUCUAAAUUGUACUGUUGUUAUUAUUGAUCUGCCAAUAAAUUACAUAUUAU